AGAGAGCGAGAGAGGGGGCGGGGGCGCGCUUUCCGUGUCUGGUUAGUGGACUGACAGCCAGCUGUGCGGCUACAACGACAACAACAACCUCCUGGAUUUUUUUGUUUUGUCGCUACUGAACAACUAGAUUAGUGUUGGUCUGCUACCGAGCAUAAUCGCACAUUAUUAUAGCCAGUUUUUAUUUUUUAAAGUUGACUCCUCCUCGACCAGGAACACACACACACACACAGCUCUAAUAACCAGUAUCAUCGGCGGGUUUCUGUGCUGACUAGCCUUGAAGAGCAUUCCUCCAACAUGAAUCCGUUGUGUAGCAGAUGUAAUCUAGUCGUUUACCCCACGGAAAAAGUGAAUUGUCUGGACAAGUACUGGCAUAAAGGAUGCUUCAGCUGCGAGGUCUGCAAAAUGACUCUAAACAUGAAGAAUUACAAAGGCUUCGAGAAGAGACCAUACUGCAAUGCACACUACCCCAAGACAAACUUCACCUGUGUGGCUGACACUCCAGAGAACCUCCGCCUCAAACAGCAGAGCAAGAUGCAGAGCCAGGUUCUCUACAGGGAGGACUUUGAGAAGAAUAAAGGGAAAGGAUUCCACGUUGUCACAGACACACCAGAGUUGCAGAGAAUUAAGAAAUCGCAGGACCAAAUCAGUAAUAUAAAGUACCACGAGGAGUUUGAGAAGAGGAAGAUGGGAGGAGAGGCCCCACAGCCGCCGAGCAACCCCUCUUCAGCAGCUUACCAGCCUCCUGCAGCCUCUCAGAACUACAACUAUGAGCCAGCUGCUGAACCAGUGCGCCCCGCGGCUGCCGCCCCACCUCCAAGUGCUGGGAAGCGGUACAGGGCCGUGUAUGACUACUCUGCUGCCGACGAGGACGAGGUGUCCUUCGUGGACGGGGACGUGAUCGUAGACGUUCAGCAGAUCGACGAGGGCUGGAUGUACGGCCGCGUGGAGCGCACUGGCCAGCAGGGCAUGCUGCCUGCCAACUACGUGGAGGCCAUCUGAGUGAGAGGGAAAGAAAAAAGAGGAAGAGAGAAAAAGGAGGAGGAGAUAGAGAAAGGGAGAGAAAGAAGGAAAGGAAAAGCCCAGUGCCAUCUCAUCUUAAUGCCGCUUUCUCUUGAUUUUACUCUUGUUCCUUAAUCUGUCCUGUGAGACCCUGAACGCCCCCCCGCCCCUUCCUUUUCUGCAUCCCUGCUCUGCUCUCACUGUUCAGCUCGCUAACCACAGACUUUCUCUAACUGUUGGUCUGUCUUUAUCCGUCUGUCUGCCUGCCUCUCUGUCUGUCUAUCUGUCUGUCUGUGCUGAUGUCCGUCUCUGUUUUGGAUGUGCCCGUCAUCCUCUUUAUCGUUUUCCCAAUCCUGGCUCCACUCUCGUGCUGUCACAACAAGUGGAAAUUUAAGUCUUAAAAAAAAGAAAAAAAGAUAAACUCACAAAUUUCAUUGAAGUAUGUCAGGGGUCAUGUCGUGUCACACAGCUCCAUCCUAGUUAUAGCACUUAAUCAUCAUGCAAAAGUAAAGAAGACAAAAAAAAGAAAUGUAAAAAAAAACCAACCCUUUUCCCCACGAGUCCGUCAACACGUGGUUUCCAUGGCAGCAAACAGCUGCAGACAUUAUUCUGUGGACAAAAUAAGUUUGGAGUGUGGGUGGGUGUGGCAUUUUCAUAGGCCUGCUUGGCUUUUUUUUUUUUGUAUUUUGUUUUUUUUCUCUGUCUUUAAUUUUGCAGCGUGAUCUUGGCCAGACUGGAAAACACAGUGCAGAAUCUCAGUCUAUCAAAACUAAGCUUGAAUAUUUUGACUUGUGUACAUUCCUUUAACCUCUAACCCUGUUGCUGUUGCAUCAAUCAGCCAGUUAUCAGUCUUAACAGAGAGGUUUUUAAUAUAUUUAUAGAUAGAUGACGCAGUUUUUUGGUUUUCUUUGCCAUUGUGUGCUAAACUACGCACCCUUAUGUGUUCAGCACUGCAUUUGUGUGGGUAUUGUUGUGAAACUGGAAUCGUAGCCUAACUGAAGAGCACCUCCUGUGGCGGCCUCUCUCUCAGGCGUGUCGCGUACAGGAGGGAUCAGGGACAAGUUAGGGGGACGUUAUCAGUCCGUCUACGGCCGCACUGAAUAUCGCAUCACCUCAGCUGGUGUGGAUAUACAGUAUAUACACCGCUAUUCCUGUUUUUUGCAGCCUGAAUGCCUUCAGUCCUGAUUGAAUCACAAAGUUAUGGCGAACGAGGCUUAAACUGCUCGGAGAACGGAGAUCGGUCAAGUCCUUCCCCUUUGCUACAAAAUCACAGCCAGAAAAAAGAACCCAUUUAAAAAGGAGGAGGCCAAGCACAACUCUAUAUUGUGAAUCUUUUUUUUUUUUUUCUAAUUUUAAACUUUUUCCACUGUUUUUUUUGUGAGUGAACAUUCCAGUCUUUUCUUUCCAUGAGAUGUGAGUGAAAUUGUUGAAAUCCUCGGCUGUGGUAAAUGUUGUUGUUUUUUUUUCUUCAUGCUGUUCUUCCUUUUUGCCUUUCUUGUAUUAUUGUAAGAUGCUUAUUUUGAGAGAGAGAGAGAGAAAGAAAGAGAAAAAAAAUUCAAGUGUAUUAAAUGAAUAAACAAACCAGCAACCCAGUGAUGAAAUAUGAACCAAGGCAGAGGAAUUUAUGGAGACUGGUGCAGUCACAGUAUUAGAUUAGUCAUGGGGGUUUAAUCAACUUGCAGAAUUUUUCGGGGGUCAAGAGCAAAGAUGGCCCGCCUGUUGGAGAAGUCAGAUGAAUGCCUGCUCGGUCAAGCCGGAUCGUAAUUAUUCUAUCUCCAUUCUGCUGUUUGUUAUUCUGGAGCUUCUAUUAAAGAGAAAUGUUACGGGGAUGACAUGUAUAAAUAUCCCUGAAUUAAAGAAAGUUAUACUGGAUGCUCUGGUUAUUAAAUAAAACAUCAGACCUGUGUGUAGGAGCCAGGCUACUUUUUGUGGUCCUCCUGGUUGGUAAAUCUGGUAAAACUGUCAACAUUGGGUGAUAUUUUACCAGUGAGUUAAUAUUAAAAGUCUCCGCCAACCAACUUUAUUAGGAUUUGGUUGGCAGUGGCUCUUAAGAUGUUAAGACGGUUGGUUCAUAAACACAAAAUGAAGCAUUUCAGUUGCUGAUUAUUACACAGCAAUGCUGUAUCCUUCUUUCACUCGUGAUACUGUAGUGCUGCGAGGACCUUUAUCAGACUAUAAAAAAUGAUAUUUGACCAUUUCUCAGUGGUGUAAAUAGUCAUUGGCCCCUGAACAUACACACCUCUUCGCCUUUUUCUCACCAUUUUUCAUUCUCCUGUGAUGCACUGUGACUGUCACAGAUAUGAGCGAUCAGGGUGGUGCAUUUUUAGGCAGGGGAGAGGGAGGGGGGGGUCGAGGGCUGGGUUGGGCUGGGGUGGGGCCGAUACAUUUUCAGCUUUAUUAAAAAGAAAACAAGGCUCUCACUAUGUAGCUAGAUGACAUUGUACAAUUGUAUAUGUAUCAUAAAGGUGAAUUAGGGAAAAAAAAUGUUUUUUACAGGUCAUGGUGCUCUGGGAUGUGGCUUGCCUGCAGAUAUUAUUAAUAAAAAGCGGAUCAUAUUUUUUGUGAAUGUGGCUGAGUGGGGGGGGGGGGGGGGGGGGGAGUAAUGUGAUUUUAAAAGUUGAAUCAUUGGGGAGUGGGAGAAGAGAAGAAGAAGAAAAAAAAAGCCAGUGGUGCAAGUUGUCAGUUGGUGUUGAUAUGAACAUUCAUGCAUUUUGCAACUCUAAUGUGAUGAAUUGUGACAGUGCUGAUGAAAAUAAAUUGCUGAAUCAGAGUAAAAAAAUAAAUAAAAAACACCUCAAACAGGUUGCCAAACUAAAUGACUACACACACACUGUAUGUACACCUGUAUUUUUUUGGAUUAACUCUCUACUUGACAACAGGACAGUUUUAUUUGCAAAGCAGAUGCUCGAUUGGAAAGCUGUUUUAGAGCUAGAACGGUUGCGCUUCUCUAUUGAAGAAUCGGUGGUUUGGCUUGAAGUGAAAUGGUGACUGUUGUUCCUGGCUUAUGAUGUUUGCUCAAAAUCUUAUUUAAUAACAAAACUUAAUUCACACUGAUCGCCUCUGUUACUCUGCGGAUUACAUUUGAUCCAAACUUUCCUUUUUUGGUUUUGUGUCUGGAGGUUUGUUGGUUGGUGUUCUGGGUGAAAAAUGGAAAGAAAAGUGGCCAAAGACACAGCUAGUGUUAUGUAAGUGUGGCUCAGGAUGGAUUUGUUAAGGCAAAGUCAGAAUUGAGCGUGUGAUGAUGUAAGCGUUUGUAGGGCUCGAGGGGGGCAGGGGUGGGGGGGGAGCGUGGGGCAACAGGGCAGAGAUCUGAUGCUCUCAAUCUCUCUGGCUGUGAGGCAGGGCAAGUUGUUUGUCUGACCUGGAUAUUAGUCAGGAGUUAACCUCUAUUUGCGCCAAAUGUGGCUCUACUGCUCUGGCAUCACUCAUCUAUCUACUGAACCGUAACGUCAUAUCAUAACCACCCCCAACCCCAACCGUUGUCAUCCGUUUCCACUCCGUUUCUAUCUAGUAUCCUGUUCCCACCCCUCCGCUGACAUCCCUCUUUCCUUCAGCCUUCAUCAUAGGCUGCUGUGCUUCUGAUAAAUCAUCCCCCCCGCUUCUAUGAAUACUGGUUAUAUACCGUAGACUUCGCAGAGUGAAAUCAUGUAAUCCACAAUCGCAGGUUUUUUAGCAUUCAGACCAGUUUUUUUGUGCAUUCCAUCUUAAAUCGUUUUUGUUUUUGAUAUAAUUUUGUUAUUUUUUAAAUAAAAAAAAAAUAAAGAUACCAUUAUGCAUAAUGACAUACCACGUUGUAUUCGAGACUCAGAAUACACGCUCAGAAUUAAGGACCUGAUAUCAUCUCCUGUUGCCCUGUUUCAGCACUUCAAAUUGUACUUAUGAUUCUGCAGAUUCAAUAAAAUGUCAUUUUUCUCA
Messenger RNA from Scomber scombrus (Atlantic mackerel), 4914 nucleotides. RefSeq names its product LIM and SH3 protein 1 (gene lasp1). Gene Ontology annotation, cellular component: focal adhesion. The record is from RefSeq and is a predicted model, not a curated record. NCBI's taxonomy places the organism in Eukaryota, Metazoa, Chordata, Actinopteri, Scombriformes, Scombridae. The transcript has 7 exons. Gene Ontology annotation, molecular function: actin filament binding. Bases 295 to 999 code for a protein of 234 amino acids.